Messenger RNA from Babjeviella inositovora NRRL Y-12698, 863 nucleotides. RefSeq names its product Vps51p (gene VPS51). The record is from RefSeq and is a predicted model, not a curated record. Lineage: Eukaryota; Fungi; Ascomycota; Pichiomycetes; Serinales. The transcript has a single exon. The coding region runs from base 40 to 507 and encodes 155 amino acids.
CAUUUUCCUACACCUCCCUUACCUCACAACCAUCCUAACAUGUCAGAAAGCAACACUCCCCAAUCCAGCAUAUCGUUCAAGAAGUCAUCACGAUCGGAGACGUCGAGCACGGCCAAACCCGCCGAUACCUCCGUUAAGCUUUCUACCAAACAGAGACGGAUGGCGCUCAAGGAGUUUUACAAACAGGCCAAACAGGGGGCCUCAGAGACACAGCCUGUUGAAACAAAUAACUAUGCACAAAUAUCUGCCAACUUUGAUGCCUUUGUUAGGGACUCGCCGCUUAAACAAAUGCUCGCGGUGCAAAACGAGAUCACCAGCAGCCUAAAUGGAAACCAAUCGGAGAUAAAGUCUAUUGUCUACAACAACUACUACGAUUUGAUUAAGCUCAAUGAGUUUUUGACAGGCCAGGAUGAAAGUGAGGAACCACCGUUUGACAUGGCGUGUUUAGAGAGCUUGGAAGCCUUGGUAGAUGAGAUCCAAGGGAUCGACACCGCCAUUGCAUACUAACCGAGAAGACGGAUAUUUCGGAGAGUAUUAAGACCUAUACAGCGCUGAUUUAUGGCUACCCAGCAAGGUGGUAACCCCAUGCCAGCUAGUGGACCGGAGGUAGCGCAGCCAUGCGCUUCGAAACUGAGUCCUUGAGCUAUGGACGGAAUUACUUGUAUAAUGCUGCGAUAACUGCGGGGUGAUAAUAUUGAUUAUGUAUAGUAUCAGCUCCAGGCUAGGUAAACCUGGGAAUGAUCCAUUCUCUGGAGUCCAAGCUACCCUCGCUAUGAAUUUAGGAUGGUUUGCAUAUUGGAAGUUGAUCAUACACUCUAAUGGAAUAACUGUAGCUUUUAAUACAUUAAUCUUUACCGCAAGAG